This is a messenger RNA of Haliotis rubra (blacklip abalone), 1932 nucleotides long. RefSeq lists its product as uncharacterized. NCBI's taxonomy places the organism in Eukaryota, Metazoa, Mollusca, Gastropoda, Lepetellida, Haliotidae. Gene Ontology annotation, molecular function: protein binding. The record is from RefSeq and is a predicted model, not a curated record. The transcript has 8 exons. The coding region runs from base 100 to 1158 and encodes 352 amino acids.
GUGUGACAAUAUAUACAUUUGACGCCAGAACAGCGGAAUACCCUCCUUCGUCUUGAAACUGGUGACAGUUCUGUGAAAUAUACAAAAACCGGAGUGGACAUGGCUGACGAAAAGCUGAUCAGAGCAGUAGAUGAAAUAUCAAUAGACGAUUCUGAUGGCCGUGGUUCUACUACGGAAUGGACAAGGUCGCCCAUCAUAUUUAAAGCUCUGGAUGAAACUGAUGAUGAUGUAGUAAGUGACACGGAGACAGUAGACGGUGCUCGACAGAAGAUGGGUCUGUUCGGAGCCUUACUGGCCACACGGAGGGACAAACAUGGCGACUACUGCCACAGACUCCAGGAAGUGGAAGAAAAAAAGUGGACCAAACUCCGGGCCGAGGAUGAACUGAGAUAUAUCAACCAGAUCGAUGUGUCUUCAUGGGACCACUACGAGGUGUUGGAGUCUAUUCGCCAUCUCCGGGGGAAAAUCACAUUUACAUUCUUCCGGGAGCACGACGUCUUUGAGAAAAGUCACAUGAUGCGGACCGAGAACAGUUUUGUUGAGAUAACCUUCAUCAUUGCAAACAUGGGCUCGGAUGGGAAGGGGACAUCAAUAGAUGACAUUGUUGCCCACAUCGUGGAUGUCACAUACAAGUUCUGCAAGCUGAUCACGUAUAAAAGUUCACUGACAGUCAUGAAAUAUCUCGACAAGGCAUGUGUGAAAGUAGCUCACGGUGUUCACACACGUCACUUCCUCUGUGCACUGCAGGAUAAGGCCGUGAUGGAGAGGCAGCGUGGUGACAUUGAUUCGUAUAAGUUCUGGAUGUACAGCUGGGCUGUGAACGAUUCAGAGGAUGACCACGGGAAGAACGUGGUGGCGUUUCAGAGUGUACGACGUCAGCGUUUCCUUAUGUGCAACAUGACUUCCAAGAAACUCUCUCUUGUCAAGAAAAACAUUGAUCCCAACCUGAGGAUAAUGAAAUCCAACAGCCCAUGUUUAUUCUUGAUGACUCUGAACGGUAGCAAUGAGACGUUUCUGGAGUCCGUGGCUUAUGAUGGUCUUUUCGUGAGCUACGAUGAUGUUGAUGAACUGGAACUAAGCCGGAAGGACCCACAAGAUAGGUCAUCAGAUGAUACCCGUGCAACCUUUGCCUUCCAAAUCACACCAAGUGCACCAUGAAUCGGGCGCCCUGCACGGUGUAAUCAGUCUGAACGGGACUUCUUUGGAACAAUAACUGAAGUUUUGAUUUGAACAACUACAAUGGACCUGGAGUCCUGUGUCAAAGGUUAAUCCUGUUAAUCCGGAGCAGGAUUAGUCGACGACUUGCCAUUAGCCCCUUAAGUCAGGGGAGAUAACUUGGAUAUCACGUUACUCUCCCAUUCGUGACCAACUCGUGUUAUUCCGGGACAAGCCGAAUUUUCUUGGAGGUUACGGAAAGAGGCGAGUGGUGACGAAUGGUUACCCUCCUACAAGAACAAUUUUCCUCAUAGUCUGAGGUUCCCUAAGUUGCCAAGUGUGUCCCUUGGUAAUGUGUUCGAAUCCCUGAUUGGACGUGACUAUGUUUUUGGUUUAUCAACACCACGCCCGUUCUCAUUUAUAUAAUUCCAGACACUUCCGGCCAUUGCAGGCUCUCAUCUCCCUACUUCCCCAUCCCUAUCAUGUCUGAUACUUCAUGCUGCAAAAGUACCGUCACACAUUCCUCCGAAAUACAUUCUGAUUACACGAUUAAAUCUUGUAUUUAAUGAGUCAGUUAAGUUACUUGUGUCUUGCUUUAUUAUAAUCUAAUUGGCAUCGGAUUGUGUAUUGUGGAUACUGGAAGUUUAUGUGAGAUCAUGGAUUUAUUUCCAAACAUGCUUUUACUUUGUUUCCAACGAGGACUUUAUUGGAAAAACGUAAUUUUUCUGUUAUGAAAUGACGUUCAAAUUAGAUAUAACUCAACGUUGAUUAUCUUUC